Molecule: messenger RNA, 5508 nt
Organism: Nicrophorus vespilloides
Lineage: Eukaryota; Metazoa; Arthropoda; Insecta; Coleoptera; Silphidae
Exons: 25
Coding region: 34-5454 (1806 amino acids)
Biological process (GO): protein dephosphorylation
Molecular function (GO): protein binding; protein tyrosine phosphatase activity
Source: RefSeq, a predicted model, not a curated record
AUAACAUUUAGUGUUCGUUUUCCUUUGCAGAAAAUGGAUCAUUUUAAGUUUAUAAUCGGUGCUUUAAUUUAUUUGUGCAUGGUGCAACAUUCGAAAGGAAUAACGACUGUUAGCCAAAAAAAUAGUGGAAAUGGUAAAAUGGAAACCUACUGUGUUACAAACAAUGAAAGCGAAACUUUAAGUUGGAUAACACCGUACGAUAAAUCGUUUUAUAAUUUAAAAAGUAAUGAUGCAAGUGAUAUUACUAAAUUAGUUCCUAAUGAUUGGCUAUUGGAAGAUAGUUAUCAAUCUUAUUUAGGACCAGUUGUAGAUCCCAGGUGGCAAAAUUUCGAAACGUUUGUAAGUAAAAAUUAUCAAGAAGUAAAUAAAUAUUUGAAGCAAAAUUUGAAUGAAUACUUUGAAUUAACGUUUUCGAUAAAAUAUGACGAGGAUGCCGAAAUGUCAAUUUAUUCUUAUAGGAAUUUGAAGCAAACAAUAUCAUUUAAAAAUAAUAUACUAACAUCACAAAUAUGUCCAGCAAAAACUUCGGCCUAUUAUUGUGAUGCAUAUAUAAAUAUAAAAGAGAAUUUGGAAAAAUUUUCACAAUAUAGUAAAUAUUCGUGGAAUCACUAUACUAUAAGAUAUCGUAAAGACAUAUAUACUUUGUUACUGAAUGGAAUAUCUAUAGCAGAAGAUUAUAUUCGUAACUAUGGUUUAAGUAGCAUUUAUAUGAAAUCGAUGAAAGGCGCAAUUUGGAAACUGCACAUAUACGAAUAUUAUCGAACGGAUUAUGAUGUGUCAAAUAUUGUGUUCUUGGAUGACAUACAGUCUUUUAACAAUAAGUUAUGCAUGUCCGCUUAUUUUUAUUUUGAUCAUGAAUUAAUAAUUCAAAUAAAACAAGAUAAAACUAUCAUUAAGGAGAUCAUAUUUAUAAAUGAAAAAAAACGUUGGAAAUUCAUCAAAAUAGUAGAAAAUGUGCAAGACGAUAAUACACCAUACACAAUUUGGUUAAUAAAAGGAGACGUGAGAGGUCUUCUUAUUAGUCAUAUUAAACUGAAUUCAGAUUGCGAUACGAAUAUCAAUAAAAUUUAUACGGAAUUUCAUACUAAUCUAAUAAAUCAAGUUUCUUGCGAAUCUUUGAACAAUCUGAGUACAUCCAUUACAAUAAGCGAUAGUAUUAAAACAAUAGAUAGCAAUUGUUCAAUCGAUAAAUUUGGAAACGACUGCAUCAAAUGUAAAUCUGUCUUUAACACGGAUAUUUGCGAGGAAACGCUGACCUGUGUAGAGACAAACAAAUGCUACUGUCAACCAGGAUUCUAUGGAAAACAAUGCAAACCAAAAUGUGACAACCUGAAGAAAAACGUAUUUGGAUCGAAUUGUAAUGAGAAAUGUGGUAACUGCAAAGAUAAGGCACAAUGUCAUCAUAUUACUGGAAACUGUCCGAACGGAUGCGAAAUGUAUUUCGUAGAGCCAUUCUGCAAUGAGACUAAUUUACCAUAUUUAAAAGAAGCCCCUGUUGCUGAAACACCUUGUUACACUACAUGUAAUAUAAAAUUUAAUCCGGAGAAGUAUGAAGGACGUAAGAGACCAGAUUCAUACAAAGUGGAAGUAUUUGAAGCCGGAAAUUGGAAAGUUAUUUAUGACAAAAAUAUAAAUGACAAAUAUAUAUCACUUGAUAAAUUAAAUAUUCUGACAAAAUACCAGUUAAGAAUUGUGUUGUGUCAUAAAGACGAGUGCAUGGAAGGAGAAUUUGUACCAUUAUUUGAUUUAAAUACAGAUUGCAAAGAUUUGGAAAGAAGCGAUGUCUCGGAAAAUAUAGAAAGCAGACAAAUGUCAUUCUAUUUAAAAGAAAGUGAUGAUGUAGAAAAAUGUACAGGCGAUCAAUAUACAAUAAAAUUAUUUGAUGAAAAAAACGUAAGAUAUGUUUCCAGCAAUGAAUUAGAGCCAAAUUCUAAUUAUAUGAUUCAAUUUUGGAGAAAUAAUCAACUCGUAUUUAAGUACGAUAAAACAACAGAUGAAGAAAAUCCUGGACCAAUUAGCAAAGUUGAAACUAAAUCAAACAUUACAUCGAUUUACUUAUCUUGGAAACCUCCAGAUGAAUCAGUUGGAAAAAUUGUGAACUAUUCCAUCACGUAUACACUACAACCGACGGAUGACUGCAAAGAAAGUUUGAAACAUUUGAUCGAACCGCAAAAGGUUUACGUUGAAACUAAAUUUGUUGAAAUAAGUAACUUACGGCCACAUUCGACGUACGUUUUUGAAGUGCAAGCUUUUAAUAAAUAUGCUGGCGAAGAGAUGCGCAUAUCUAAAAACACUAAUUCUAGAGAUAUACCAAAUCAAGAUAGUUAUAAAAUCGAUAACAUUUCAUUAACGUCUGAGACAAUCAGUGUCUAUUUAAAAAAGAAUUGUGAGCGAAUCGAAUCCGACGUUGCAUUCAGAUUAAAUUUACAAUGUUUUGAUAGUUGGUGUAAAAAUAUGACACGAAAGUAUCAUUACAAUCAAAAUUUAUUAUUUGAUGAAAAUUUGAAAGCAUUUACAAAUUAUACCAUUUUAAUCGAGAUGGCAACGAAAUUCUAUUUUGAAAAUACUGUGGCCAUGCAACCAAUGCAUGUUAUGACUAAACCAUCAAUUCCGAACGAGUUACGAAAUGUGGAUGUAUAUUCAAUUUCCGAUGUCGGAUUUUCGUUAGUCUUUGACAUGCCUUAUCCGCCUACUGGAAUUUUAGAAGAAAUUCGAAUAAACAAUGAAAACUCUACAUGGGACAAUUGCAGCAUUUGGAAGAAUCGAUUUUGUUCAACACUGAAUACAAAAAAUUGUUACACAUUGACGGUUACAUUAAGAAAUAUGAAUGUGUCUGAUACUAAAUCAUAUUCUAUUCUUAGUAAUUGUCAAGAAAGAAUCNNUAUGAACGGUGAAUUUGACAAAUUUAUUAUUUCAUACGAAGAUAAAAAUAUGAACUUUACAACGCAAGAGAAUCUUACAUACACUCACAAGAUAAACGAAGAAGAGAUUUGUUCAAGUAGUAACAAAUUGUUGACACUAAAAGUAUCAACAAAGAAUAAAAAGUAUGAAUCAAAAGGUUCCGAACUUACUAUAAAAUGUCCUGUAGCAAAACCAAAGUUGGCGGCAGAACCAAAGAAAUUUAAGAACAAUAAUCAUAGUUUAGAAAUAUUGAUUCCGAAAUUUGUAAAUCCAGCAACAAAGAGUUAUAUUCAUAUAGUCGUGACGCAAAUGAAAACCGUUGUCGUAGGUAACUUAUGUACUCCGAAUAAGUUGAAUGAUUCAUUGAAAAACGGAUGGAUUGCUAUUGAAUUAACAAAUGAUUUCGAACAGAAGAGUAUCGUCGUUGGUAAUAGUAGCCAAACAAAUGCAUUUUCAAAGUAUUUAAAUUGCUAUUUUGAGAAUCUAUUAUUGGAUGAUAGCGCAAUGGCUGAUAUUAAUAUUAUAUUAACCAAUAUCAACAGCAACGAAAUGAGGCGGAAUGGUUAUUUUAUUCCUGCAAAUACUACAUAUACAAUGACUGAUCUAACUGGACAAAAUGUUAAUCUCGUAUAUCUACUGCUUAUUCCCAUCGUAAUAAUUCUAGGUAUAUACAUUUAUAAAAGAAAACUUAUAAAGAAUAUUCAGCGUCCGGGAAUGCUCAUUUCGAUGCAUCCCACAAAUUGGGGAAUCCUGCGACAAAAUCCCCCGGAGGAGGAACCGAAGGUUCAGGACAUUCAGAAUAUACCAGAAAUUCCGAGACUGAACGUGGAGGAGUACACGAAAUUGGUAAAAAUCUCCGAUUUCGAACAAUACGUUAAGAGCAGCAUUCAGAACAACGAAUUGGAAAAGCAAUACGAAACUAUGCUCAAUCAACUCAGCAACAUCGACUGCGAGUACGGAAAGCUUCCGAAGAAUAAACCGAAGAACCGGUACGCCAAUAUCGUCGCCUACGAUCAUAGCCGAGUCGUUCUGAAGAAAAUCAAAGACGAUGAAUGUUCCGAUUACAUCAAUGCAAAUUACAUUCACGGUUUGGAUACGGAACGCGCUUACAUAGCAGCACAAGCGCCGAAAGAAAAUACCCUUGUAGACUUCUGGAGGAUGGUCUGGGAGCAAAACGUCACUCACAUUGUUAUGUUGACGAACGUGUACGAAGGUGUGAAGAAAAAGUCGGAAAAGUAUUGGCCCGAUGUUGGAGAAACUACGAAUUACGGAUCAAUAACAAUCAAACACUGUUCCUUCGAAGUAUUCCCCGAUUACGAAGAGCGUCUGUUUGAAAUUAAAUUUAAUAACCAAAAUCGAAAAAUUGUGCAUUUGCAUUACACUACAUGGCCGGACCACGGUGUUCCGAUGUACCCAAGCAGCGUGGUACCAUUUGCUAGGACAAUUUUGAAAGUACCACAGAACACUUCUCCGAUUUUGGUUCACUGCAGCGCGGGCGUCGGUCGAACUGGAACAAUUAUUUUAAUAGAUUUAUGCUUACGAAUGGUCUCACAGAUCGGCGCGUUGGACGUCUUCUAUCAUCUGAAAUCUCUUCGAGAGCAAAGAUCGAAAAUGGUGGACACACCGCAACAAUACAAAUUCGCACACCUCGUUCUUCUCGAAUGUCUAGUAACACCGGACACGGCAUUCCCGUGCGACGAAAACUUUGAAACACUUAUAUCCAACAUAGACAUAACAUACCAGAUGGAAUAUAUAGAGAGCAGCGCUUGGUACGAGGAUAUAAUCAUGAACAACCGCAGCAGUUUGAAGCAGCACGAUCCCGAGAAGGAUAGGUUUCCAGACAUUGUUCCCUACAAACACGGAUUGAUCUACUUAUCACCAAUAGUCAACUCUCAAUCAUCGAAUUACAUAAAUGCAGUGUCCGUCGAUAGUUUCAUGUUGCUGGGAAGAUUCAUUGCUACGCAACAGCCGAUGCCCAAUACUUUGGCGGAUUUUUGGCGACUGGCCUACGAAUAUGACAUCAGGGUUAUAGUCAGUUUACAGGAAUUGGAUCUCGAUGAUAAGACCUGCUGCAAUUUCUACCCGAACGAAAACUUGGAGAAGAUCACCUCCGACAACUACAACAUUGAACUAUCGAAAAUCGAAAUAUGCGAAAGGUACAAGUUGAUCUGGAUAAACAUGCACUUCAACAAGAACCAAAAGCAGUUGGUGGUUAUUGAGUUGGAAGGAUGGCAAUUCGGUGAACAAUGCCCACCGAAUCCUUCCACCUUUCUGAACAUCUGCAGCGAAACACAUCGUCUCAUCGCCAACAGCAAGCAGAUUUUAGUUACGUGCAAGGAUGGGGCAAGCGGUUGCGGACUCUUCAUCGCGCUCUCCUUCAUGCUAGAGAAAAUCAAAUUCGAGCAAAUCUGUGACGUUUGUCAUGCGGUGAGGACAAUCCGAAGGAGUAGGAAGCAAUUCGUGCAAACUGAAGAGCAAUUUCGGUUCCUUUACGAUAUGGCAGAUCGUUACUUGAAGGAAUUCGAAAUCUAUUCCAAUUUUGCAACAAAAUAAAUUAAUACACACGCAAGAUAUACUUUUUGAACGAUUUUAAUUAUUGGUUUCUAA